Molecule: messenger RNA, 615 nt
Organism: Ruditapes philippinarum (Manila clam)
Lineage: Eukaryota; Metazoa; Mollusca; Bivalvia; Venerida; Veneridae
Exons: 4
Coding region: 1-315 (104 amino acids)
Source: RefSeq, a predicted model, not a curated record
AUGGUUCUUGAUCCUGAAGGAGUGGAGAUGAGAAGUAGACAUUGUCUUACCAGAAGACAGUAUAGAAAUUCUGGGCCAAAUUUUCUUGUGCACAUUGAUGGAUAUGAUCAAUUAAAAAGCUUUGGAUUUGCCAUUCAUGGUGGCAUUUGUGGGUUUUCAAGAAAAGUGCUUUGGCUAAAAGUAGAUAGGACCAACAAUGAUCCAGCUGUUGUUGAUUCAUAUUACAUUGAUUUCAUCAGAGAAAUUACAGUUCUAAUGGACUCUAUUUGUGUGCAUUAUAACGUUACAAUUGGUGUCCAGUGUGAGGGGAUGUAGACAACUGCCAAACCGGAGUUGCAGUACACACACAUUUCCCAGGCCAAGUCUCGGGACGAGACUUUUGGAGGGGAAAGUGAUGUAACGCUGAUGGUAGAACGUCAUAAUACUCAUAAUGAGCAUAACAGUAUGCACAUACUAAAGGUGGUGAAUUAACAUGCAAAAAAGUAUCCAAAGUAAAUGGGCAUAAACCACUUUCUGUGGUGAGCAAGCUUUUCACCGACAGUCUUUUCAGUACGUGAAAUCGUUACACUUCUAACCAUCAUGUUGCUGUUUUAUUUUGUUUAUAACGUGUAAAGG